Molecule: messenger RNA, 1793 nt
Organism: Benincasa hispida (wax gourd)
Lineage: Eukaryota; Viridiplantae; Streptophyta; Magnoliopsida; Cucurbitales; Cucurbitaceae
Product: trihelix transcription factor GT-3b-like
Source: RefSeq, a predicted model, not a curated record
UUUUUUUUUCUUUUCUUUUUUCUUUGAGAUAUCUAUAUAAUUUUCUCGAGUUUUUUUUGGUCAUGGAAGGUCAUCAUCCUCAUCCUCACCCCCUUAUUCAGCUCCACCAGCAGCAACUAAUUCAACAUCCUCCGCCGCCGCAUCUCCACCAAAGCCUCACCGUCUCAGCCGAUCAAACCACCGGCUCCGCCGCCGACAGAUUCCCUCAAUGGAGUAUUCAAGAAACAAAGGAGUUUUUGAUGAUCAGAGCCGAGCUGGAUCAAACCUUCAUGGAAACCAAACGAAACAAGCUCUUGUGGGAAAUUACUGCCUCCAAAAUGAAGGAAAAGGGUUUUAAUCGCAGCGCUGAACAGUGUAAAUGUAAAUGGAAAAACCUCGUUACUCGUUACAAGGGUUGUGAAACAAUGGAGCCAGAAAUUUCAAGGCAGCAAUUCCCGUUCUUCACAGAAUUACAAGCAAUAUUUGGAGCAAGAAUGCAAAGGAUAUUAUGGGCGGAGGCGGAAAGCGGCGGUAGCGGGUCGAAGAAGAAGACUACGAUGGCAUUAUCGUCCGAUGACGAUGAAGAAAACGACGAUAGUGAUGGCGAUGGAGGCGAGACGAAAGUCAGUGGUAGGAAGAGGAAAAGGAUUAAAGGAACGAGCAGUACGACGACGAUAGGCGGCGAGGGCAGCGGAAAGAGUAGUAUCAAUGAUUUGAAAGAAAUAUUGGAAGAUUUCAUGAAUCAACAAAUGCAAAUGGAAGUGCAAUGGAGGGAAGCAUUUGAGGCAAGAGAAAAAGAGAGACAAAUGAAGGAAAUGGAAUGGAGAAGAAACAUGGAAGCUUUAGAACAUGAAAGGAUAAUGUUGGAAAGAAGAUGGAGAGAAAGAGAAGAACAAAGGAGAAUGAGAGAAGAAGUUAGGGCUGAGAAAAGAGAUGCUUUAAUCACAGCUUUGUUAAACAAACUUAGAAGAGAUGAUCAUAUUUAGGUUAUGGAAACGAAUCGUUACGGGUGGAUUAGCAAUUAUUAGGUAUGUGGAUUCAUAACUUUAUUUAAUUUGUGAAGUGUGUUGACUUGAAACCUAGUUUGUUAGGUUUUGAUGGUAUCUAAGGGGCUUUAGGAGAUGAUUUUCUUAGGAUUUUGGACCACUCACAUAGUAUACUUGAGUAGUUCAUGAGUUAUAUGUUUUUUUUUUUCUAGAAUAAAUUAACUUGUACUUCAAAAGAAUUUGUUUACUAAGUUUUUUUUUUUUUUUAUUAUAUUGUUUGUCUAAUUUUUAGAGCAAAUGAAGCUUGUUUCUUGGUUUGAACAUUAUAUGCUAGUAAGAGGCAUGCAAUAAUAGGGAACUUUUUACCAUUAAUACCACUUGAUUCAAGUUUAAAAAACAUUUAAACAGUCUUGUUUAAAGGUAAACUUGAUUUUUGAUAAUUCAUCAAGCAAAAGUAUGAUAUUGAGAUGUGGGAGAAUAAUUAGGUCAUUAUUGUAGUUUAGUUGCUCAUUUUAAUUUUAGUAUUUAAUUCAAUAGUUUGGGAUCUAAUUUGCCUUUAUAACCACCUGUGAUAAUUGUAAGAAUUCUUUAGAAUCAUUUUAUCAUACUUGGAGACCGUUUGGAUUGGCUUAAAAAGAAAAUAUUUUUCAAAAUAUUCAUUUUUAUUUAAACACUUUGACAAAAAUUAUUGAUAGAGUUCAAAAGAUAUUUUGAGUGGUGUCAAAUAUUUUAUUUUCUUAAAAAAUAAUUUAUUUUUAAAAUUAAACACUUGAAAAUGCAUUUCAAACCCACUCUUAAUUUUUUGGAUGAAUUUUUCGAUUUAGCCCA